UCAUACAAUAGAAAACAUCGAAAAUGAAGUUCACCAUCCCUUUGAUCGCACUUUGUGUAGCUGUUGCUGCUGCCAAGGAAAUUUGGGAAGGCAAACGGUAUAGAUACCAUGAAUCAUACAACUUUGACGAGUAUUUGAAGGUGCUCGGUGUUGGUGAUGUCCUUCGUAGAAAUUAUACGCAAAUCAUACCAUACAUUGAAUUGAAAAAAGGCGAUGGAAAUAAAUACAAAUUGAUCACCACACCACCAUUCAGAAAAGCAGAAAUCGAAUUUGAAUUGGGCAAAGAAUUUGAUGACGAAACAUUGGAUGGACGUACGGUGAAAAGUGUGAUGUCAUUGGCAAAUGAUAUAUUACUUCAAAAACAAGGCGGCGAACCAUCAUCCAAUAUUGUCCGUGCGUUUGGUGAUAAGGAAAUGUAUGAAACGAUGUUUCUCAAUGAUGUUUGUUCAUGCUAUCGUAUAUAUAAGAUCGACGAAUAAUGAAAUACAUACACAUAUAUGUCUCCAUAUCUAAUCACACACGUUCAAAUAGUUCCGACUUUGAUGCGAUAAAAAACAAUAAUCUUGAGAGAAAAAAAAAUGCUUGUGAAAAUAUAUAGUAUAGCUCGGUUUCAGUUGAUCUUUUUUUCUUCUUUAUAACGUUCAAUUGAAAUAUUUUAUUAAUACUUAUCGCUAUCUCCCUCACAUAUAUAAAACAAUGUACAAUGGAAAUGAAAGACGAAAGAGAAAAUAAAACCGUAUAAGAAUUAUAUGAGCAA
Contarinia nasturtii (swede midge) is the source of this 757-nucleotide messenger RNA. Its product is annotated as probable fatty acid-binding protein. The coding region runs from base 24 to 479 and encodes 151 amino acids. Lineage: Eukaryota; Metazoa; Arthropoda; Insecta; Diptera; Cecidomyiidae. The transcript is spliced from 3 exons. Gene Ontology annotation, cellular component: cytosol; nucleus. Gene Ontology annotation, molecular function: fatty acid binding. Gene Ontology annotation, biological process: fatty acid transport. The record is from RefSeq and is a predicted model, not a curated record.